AAACAGAGGCACGCACGCAGCCAUGUCACCGUACAUCAGUCUGCUGCUGCUGCUGCUGCUGGCGCUCUUCGGGAGCUCGCAGGCCGGCUGCCCAGACACGCCAGCCGAGCCCGGACCGUGCAGCUGCGUGGACGCGAGCGGAUUUGAAGCCAUCUACAUCAUAUGCUCGUCCGGCACGCUGCAGGAGGUCAUGGCCGCCGUGCGUGACGUCAACAUGGAAAUCUUCGAGCUGCAGAUCACCGGCGUCGAGAUGGCAACGCUGCCGCACGACGCCUUCGCCGGCGUCAGCAUCCGCCGCAUGUCGUUGCCGGGCAACAAGAUUCGGCGCAUCACGGCGCAUGCGUUCCGAGGACUCGAGGACAGCCUGGAGUUUCUCAGUCUUUACGACAACGAGCUGACCAGUAUGCCGACGAAGGCGCUGGCUAGCCUGCACAGCCUGUGUGGACUGGACGUUGGCCGUAACCGACUGGACUUCAGCAACCCGGCUCUUUUCAACGGCCUCAACACGCUCGAGUUUGUCAGUCUGCGCGACAGCUACCUGACGGCCGUGCCUGCCGACGCGCUCGCCAGCCUCGUGGGGCUCAAUGACCUUGACCUCGGCAUGAACUCGAUCACGGACGUUGACGUGGAGUCGUUCGGCGCGCUGCGGCAGCAGCUGCUCACGCUAAGGCUCUACGGAAACAGGUGGGUAUUAAAAUUUACGAAAUAUAUUACACAGAGAGUAAAACUGAGAGAAUACUUUACAACAAAGUAG
Molecule: messenger RNA, 754 nt
Organism: Priapulus caudatus
Lineage: Eukaryota; Metazoa; Priapulida; Priapulimorpha; Priapulimorphida; Priapulidae
Product: leucine-rich repeat-containing G-protein coupled receptor 5-like
Exons: 3
Coding region: 23-754 (243 amino acids)
Cellular component (GO): extracellular matrix
Molecular function (GO): protein binding
Source: RefSeq, a predicted model, not a curated record